AUGCCCGCUGAUCAUAACGAUAAAAAUAACAAUCAAGAGUCCGUGGAAGAGGCUGUUUUGAAAUAUGUUGGCGUAGGCCUAGAUCACCAAAACCACGAUUCUCAAUUGCAUCCUAAACACCUGGACGACAAGCACUCUCAAAAGCAAAAUAGUGUCGAUGGCAGUAGUGAUGUCGAGGCUAGUAACAAUAAUGACGGUAAUAGAAAUGACGAUAAUAACGAUGAUUCAGAAAAUAUCAACGCAUUAAACGCGAAUGAAUCAUCGUCGAAUGCGGACAACGUCAGCUCUAAUGAGCAGCACAAUGCUGUCAUGGACUGGUAUUUGAGACAAACUGCUCACCACCAGCAAGAUGAAGACGAGGACGAGGACAAUAAUAACAAUAGUAACAAUAAUAAUAAUAAUAAUAAUAACAACAUUAAUAACGGCAACGACAGUAAUAGUCACUUUUCUCAGGCUGACAUGGUCGUGGAUGACGACGAAGACGACGACGGUGACAAGAAUAAGAAGGGCACGACGGUUAACGUGGACGAUCAUCAUCAAUCGAUGGCCAUGGCAGCCGUCGCAGCCGCUUAUACACUAUCAAAAAACAACAACAACAACAACAAUUCCAACAAAAGGCAACAUGACAAUGUAAAUAGCCAUGAAAACUCUAAGAAAAAGCAAAAAAACGAUGACGAUGAUGACGAUAAGCAAAUUGGCAAUGUUGAUCCGGAAUUGACCACUUUGGGCGAUGCGGAUGACAAUGACGCUAACAACGAUGUCAUUGACCGUGAUCAACUGGUUCAUAAGGCCAUUAUCGAUGCCGACUCGAUUACGCAACAUCCUGAUUUCCAGCAGUACUUAAACACUGCUGCUGAUACUGACGAUAACGAAAAAUUAAAGCAUAUAAAAGAUCAUCUGAUGCGUACUCACAAUAUGAAUCACCGUAACAAAAACGACAACGAUGAUGCAGACGAUUUGUCAAACAAUACAAAGCAAUACUCGGAGCUACAAAAGGAUUCCAUGUUGGAUAACUCUAUCAAUAAAUCUAGAAAUUACAUGGAAGUCCUACCAAAAGUUAUCUCCCAGGAUACUCAACAGCACCAACAAAAAUUACCUUCUCAUGACAGUGAAUCUGGCAACGUAGACAAUUCAGAAAUAUCUCAACUGCUUCAAUCCGCAGCCACAAAGGCUUCGUCUUUGGUUUCUUUAUCUUCAUCUUCUGCUACACCAUCAACUUCAAGAUCAAACAAUAGUAAAGCUUUCGAUAAAGCCGAAGACGCUGCCUUAGAAAGGUUUAUAAACGAAUACGAAGCCAUCGAACGUUUAACUAGACAACAAGUUUGCGAAAGAAUAUGGAGCUCUGACAGGCCAAAGGACAAUUUUUGGAACAAUAUCUAUAAAGUUUUACCUUAUAGAUCAAGCUCCUCCAUCUAUAAACACAUGAGAAGAAAAUACCACAUUUUUGAACAACGUGGUAAAUGGACUUCGGAAGAGGAACAAGAAUUGGCUAAAUUAUGUGCUGAGAAGGAGGGACAAUGGGCUGAAAUAGGUAAAACUUUGGGUAGAAUGCCAGAAGAUUGUAGGGAUCGCUGGAGAAAUUAUGUUAAGUGCGGUACCAACAGAGCAUCGAACAGGUGGUCCGUUGAAGAAGAAGAACUACUGAAAAAAGUUAUCAGUGACAUGCUGGAAGAAGCCCAACAACAACAAUCACACUUACAUCCCAAUCUGUUAGAGGAAGAAGAACAGCUGCUACAGGACGACCAGAAUGAUCAUCGUGACGAAGAUGACGAUGAUGAUGAUACCUCUUCUGCGGCUGCUGCCGCCGCCGCCGCCGCCGCUAUUCAAGAACAACAACAGCUACUUCAACAAAAACAACAAGAUGACGAUGACGCUAUUGCUGCCGCUGCCGCUGCUGCCGCCGCUUCCUCGUCUUUGGAAGAAAACGGUAAAGACGAAGAUAAGCCACAUGAUUCACUAGGCAUUCAACUGGAUGAGAACACUCAAAACUCGAUAAUAUGUGCUCCAUCCGGAACAAACUCACAUUCUAAGAGUUUAACGAAUACAAUCAGACGUCAUAACAACAAACUAAGAAAAUCUCUAAUGGGUAACGGCAAACUAGAUUUUAAAGAUAUCAUCAAUUGGACCAUUGUCAGUGAGCGCAUGGGCGGUACAAGGUCGCGUAUCCAAUGCCGUUAUAAAUGGAAUAAACUGGUUAAAAGAGAAGCCAUCGCCAAAAUUCAAACUGUCAAGGAUGACGAUAUGUUAUGGAUUUUUGAGAAGUUAAGAGACUUGGGUAUAACAGAGGAUUCUCAGGUGGACUGGGACGAAUUAGCAGCUUUGAAACCUGGCAUGAAACUAAAUGGUUUGGAAUUGAAGCUGUGCUAUGAGAGAAUGAAGAAAAAGGUUAAAGGUUAUAAACAAAAAUCAAUUAAUGAAAUCAGUAAAGAGCUAGUGGAUUAUUUUAGCUCAAAUAUCUCGAUGAAGACGGAAGCUUAG
Saccharomyces eubayanus is the source of this 2478-nucleotide messenger RNA. RefSeq names its product DNA-binding protein REB1 (gene REB1). The transcript has a single exon. The record is from RefSeq and is a predicted model, not a curated record. Gene Ontology annotation, molecular function: DNA-binding transcription factor activity; transcription cis-regulatory region binding. Gene Ontology annotation, cellular component: nucleus. NCBI's taxonomy places the organism in Eukaryota, Fungi, Ascomycota, Saccharomycetes, Saccharomycetales, Saccharomycetaceae. Bases 1 to 2478 code for a protein of 825 amino acids. Gene Ontology annotation, biological process: regulation of DNA-templated transcription.